CAAUUAAGGCAUCAAAAGAUUGAAAGAUCAACGAGUCAAAUCCCGAGUAUCUAUUCCCCAUAUCGAUAGCAGAUCGUGCUGUGUAGCACCGGACCAUCCGCAGCCAUGCACGAGCUUCAAUCCAAGUAAUCCCCUCUGCAGAUCCUUCACAGAAUGCAGCUACCCUGCUAGCCAGUCAACCAAGGUCCCUCCCCAAUCUUACCUAGGCCUAUCGUAGCAAGGGGUAAUCUCUCUGGUUGACAUCCACCACCGCCAACAUCCACUAGCUCUUAGCCACCAACUAGAAACUAGCUACACCACGAUGAAAACCGCCCUAGUCACCCUCUACUCCUGCCUCGGGUUGGGUGUGCCCGCCCUGGCUGCCCUCAUGGAAAUCAUGCUGAGCAAUUCCACCUCGUGCCAGAUCCGUGGUGGGGAUGACAUUGCGAAUCUUGCCUGUCGGAAUACGUGUAUUGAACAGGGUGGUGGGUGGACUGGAGGGUUCUGUGAUGAUCAGCAGAUCUGUCAUUGUACGUUUGAUAUAUCUACUACGAAGUAGAUGAAUGCAGAAGGCAAAGUUAUGGAUGCGAGUAAGCAGGUGGAAGGAUCAUGUCAUGUCUGUCAUAAGUUUAUGUUCAAUUAUCCAAUACUGUCAUUGUCCCAAUGUGACCAAUUAAACACCGUCAUUGAAUCGGUAAA
This is a messenger RNA of Aspergillus piperis CBS 112811, 678 nucleotides long. RefSeq lists its product as uncharacterized. Bases 302 to 538 code for a protein of 78 amino acids. The record is from RefSeq and is a predicted model, not a curated record. The transcript is spliced from 3 exons. Lineage: Eukaryota; Fungi; Ascomycota; Eurotiomycetes; Eurotiales; Aspergillaceae.